AUGUCUUUCUCUAACCUCUGCAAGGUCGUGCCUGUUGAUGCCAAGGCCCCUACCACCAUCAACACUCCUGUCGACAUGGCCAACCCCAAGUGCUCCUGCCACUGCGGUUGCAACAACGUCGUCACUUUCAGCGGAGGUAACCUCUUGCCCAUUAGACAAUCGCAACCUCAACCAUCUCAUCUUCUUCCGCUGGAAGAAAUCGAUGAACGAAUUGAACACGCCAAGGCUAUCCAAUAUAUCAUCCGAAGCUGCUGUCGGCCAGGGUCAAAAGACUUCUGCCUCCGUGCCGAACAUGUCGCCGCAAUCAUGACCAUCCCGCUCCCGGUUUUUGGACCAAAUGAGUUAAUGUCAACAGAUAUUGACAAUUUUGAAAUGAAGAGGCGGCCAGCUAAAGCCAUCAAAGAUCUUCGACAUUUACGCAGGCGACACAGGGCGACUUUCGUUUCUGGUCAACUUAGCCAGCCGUCUAUCGAGUGCCCAAGCACUAUAUCCCAUGGCAGCACCAGAAUGGAUAUUGGUGAGACGACCUCUUUUGAAGUCAAGUCGGAACCCAAGCUUAGACUACAAGUCAUUGAGCCGUCAAGCUUGACAGGUAGCGAGUCCGAGUAUACCGACGAACUCGAAGCCACCGAGCUACUCACAAUCGAAAAACACAAUAUGGACUUCGCCGAACAAAUAAAAUGUUUGGCGCGUGAUGGGAACGUCCGCGCGGUCACUGGUGCACCAAACCCGAAUGCAUACCACAUCGCACCAUUUACUUGGAAUAAUACUCAAGAUCAUAUCUGCAGAACGUUCGAAUUAGGGGCUAAUCGAACCUUCUUAGUCAGGAGUAAAUUUGCAAAUCGCACUCGCUACCUAAACAACUGGGAUAAGCCAGGAGAAUCCGAUAAGGCAUAG
Messenger RNA from Fusarium subglutinans, 897 nucleotides. RefSeq lists its product as uncharacterized. The coding region runs from base 1 to 897 and encodes 298 amino acids. The record is from RefSeq and is a predicted model, not a curated record. Lineage: Eukaryota; Fungi; Ascomycota; Sordariomycetes; Hypocreales; Nectriaceae. The transcript has 3 exons.